UCGUAGUUCGCGCUUGCGCUCUCGCCGGGACUCCUCCUCCCAGACGUCCCUGCGCGUCGUCCUCCUCGCCCUCCAGGCCGCCCGCGCCGCGCCGGAGUCCGCUGUCCGCCAGCUACCCGCUUCCUGCCGCCCGCCGCCCGCCGCUGCCAUGCUGCCCGCCGCGCUGCUCCGCCGCCCGGGACUUGGCCGCCUCGUCCGCCACGCCCGUGCCUAUGCCGAGGCCGCCGCCGCCCCGGCUGCCGCCUCUGGCCCCAACCAGAUGUCCUUCACCUUCGCCUCUCCCACGCAGGUGUUCUUCAACGGUGCCAACGUCCGGCAGGUGGACGUGCCCACGCUGACCGGAGCCUUCGGCAUCCUGGCGGCCCACGUGCCUACGCUGCAGGUCCUGCGGCCGGGGCUGGUCGUAGUGCAUGCAGAGGACGGCACCACCUCCAAAUACUUUGUGAGCAGCGGUUCCGUCGCAGUGAACGCCGACUCUUCGGUGCAGUUGUUGGCCGAAGAGGCCGUGACGCUGGACAUGUUGGACCUGGGGGCAGCCAAGGCGAACUUGGAGAAGGCCCAGGCGGAGCUGGUGGGGACAGCGGACGAGGCCACGCGGGCAGAGAUCCAGAUCCGAAUCGAGGCCAGCGAGGCCCUGGUGAAGGCCCUGGAGUAGGCGAUCUCCCCAGCCUGACGGGCCGCAUACCAUCCCCUCUGCCCUGCAAGCCAGCCGCCAAGGUUGACCUCAGCUUCGGAGCCACCUCUGGAUGAACUGCCCCCAGCCCCCGCCCCAUUAAAGACCCGGAAGCCUGA
Gorilla gorilla gorilla (western lowland gorilla) is the source of this 792-nucleotide messenger RNA. RefSeq names its product ATP synthase F1 subunit delta (gene ATP5F1D). Gene Ontology annotation, biological process: proton motive force-driven ATP synthesis. The record is from RefSeq and is a predicted model, not a curated record. NCBI's taxonomy places the organism in Eukaryota, Metazoa, Chordata, Mammalia, Primates, Hominidae. The transcript is spliced from 5 exons. The coding region runs from base 149 to 655 and encodes 168 amino acids. Gene Ontology annotation, molecular function: proton-transporting ATP synthase activity, rotational mechanism.